This is a messenger RNA of Abrus precatorius (Indian licorice), 2541 nucleotides long. Its product is annotated as transcription factor TCP14-like. The record is from RefSeq and is a predicted model, not a curated record. Bases 210 to 1373 code for a protein of 387 amino acids. The transcript has a single exon. Gene Ontology annotation, molecular function: sequence-specific DNA binding; DNA-binding transcription factor activity. NCBI's taxonomy places the organism in Eukaryota, Viridiplantae, Streptophyta, Magnoliopsida, Fabales, Fabaceae. Gene Ontology annotation, cellular component: nucleus.
CUUAACCACAUCAAUUCUCGAAGCAAACCCUUCCCCAGCUCAAAAAGAGAAAGCAGAAAACCUAGACACACAUCCCCUCCUCCAAAUAUAGCCCACUGAUGAGAAAGACCCACCACAGAGAGAUUAAACCAUAAACUCACUGAUCACAAUCUGUCCCAUAAAAACAACAACCACACAAACUAAAACAACUUUAACCCUUCCAUGAGAUCAUGGAGGGAGGUGAUGAUUUCCACCACCACCAUCACCACCGACAAAACUUCCCAUUCCAACUCCUUGAAAAGAAAGAAGACCAAGAAGCCCCUUCUUCAUGCUCCACCUCAUCCCCAUACCCAUCCCUAGCCAUCUCAGCCGAACCCUCCUCAACUUCAAACUCAACCCGAUCCACCAACAACCAGCUCCUACCUGCACCCUCGGAACCCUCUCCCAAAAAACCGCCCCCAAAAAGAACUUCAACAAAAGACCGUCACACCAAAGUUGACGGCCGUGGCCGUCGAAUUCGAAUGCCAGCUCUCUGCGCCGCUAGAGUAUUCCAGCUCACUCGUGAGCUGGGACACAAGUCUGACGGCGAGACCAUAGAGUGGCUCCUCCAGCAGGCGGAGCCAGCCGUCAUCGCCGCCACCGGCACCGGCACCAUUCCCGCCAACUUCACAUCCCUUAACAUAUCUUUACGAAGCUCCGGGUCCUCCAUGUCUGUCCCCUCUCAGCUACGAUCCACCUACUUCAACCCAAACUUUUCACUCCAACCUCGGAGAAGCUUGUUCUUAACCUCGGAGAACACUAACAAUUCCACUACACUCCUCAAUUUCCAAUCCAACAACCCAAUCUCCACCGGCAUGUUUCAAGCCAAGCAUGAAUUGCGCGAAACGACGUCGUUGGACUUGUCGUCUGAGAACACUGAAGAAGGUUUGGGAAGGAAACGACGACCCGCGGAACAAGACUUAUCCACGACUACACAACAUCAAGUUGGAAGCUAUUUCAUGCAAUCAAGCACUUCAGGGACAAUUCCAGCGAGUCACGCUCAAAUUCCCGCGAAUAUAUGGAUGGUAGCGAAUUCAAAUAGCCAAGGUUUGAGUGGUGAACCUCCUUUGUGGACAUUCCCAGGGGUUAGUAACAGCGCUUUGUAUAGAGGAACCGUGUCAAGUGGGUUGCAUUUCAUGAAUUUUCCUACCCCUAUGGCUUUGUUGCCCAGUCAACAAUUAGGAUCUUCUGGGAUUGGUGGGGGAGGCAAUAUGAACGAAGGGCAUUUGAGUAUGCUUUCUGGGCUUAACCCUUAUAGGACGGUGAUCGGCGUUUCGGAGUCUCAGGCAAGUGGGUCACAGUCACAUCAUGGUGGAAGCGAGGAUCGGCAUGACAACACAAGUCACCAUUCAUAAGAGGAUAUUCAAUAUCUUAUUUUUCUUCUUCAAUUCCUACUUGUGUAGUAGUUUGGUGUUUUAACACAACGUGACGUGAGGUUUGAUUAUUGCCCUGCGAAAUUGAGUUUUGUUUAUUUUGAAAAAUUAUUAAAUUUUUCUUUUUCUUGGUGUGGUUAAUAUUUUGGAAGAGGUGGAGAUGGAAGAGAGGAUGCUUUUUUAGGGUUUGAGAGAGAGAUAUGACACUAUUUAACAGUUGGAUAUUAUUAGGCUGGUCCUUUUUUUUGUAACAAAAAAAAGAAGAAGUCUCCUUUGAUUUAUUUCACUACACGAUAUCUUAUCAUCAUUGUUUGUGCAAUUCGCUUUUCCUUUCUUCUCUUCUUUUUUUCCUGAAAGCCUUUUGAUUUGUAAUUUUAUGCUUUUCAUGUUGAGAAGGGAAAGAAAACGACUCACUUCCAUCAUAAGUUAUAAAUAUCAUUUGGUAAGUAAAAUCUCCCUCUUAACAGGCAUUUGGGUUUUUCACAUUUUACAUUAUUUUUCUGAUUCCGGGUCACAAAGUUCAUGUAGUAAAAGGGAUGAAACAGUUUACCAAAGAAGAAAAAAGGGGGAAUGAAACAGUGUUACUGGGAGAGUGAGGCUAAUGUAAAUGUAUUGUGUUAUGUGAGUGGUAAUUGUACACUGCUUUUGGACCAAUCUUCGCCAUGAAUCUCGAGGUUUACAGCGUGGAUGAUUAAGAUUUUUCAGAGAUGGCGGUAAGAGGGUGGUGGGGUCUCAAAGACCUUAUCGGUUCCAGGUGUUGGCUUCGGUGGUGGGAUCCAGCUGCUGGUUAUUGCCCAAACCAAUGUACAAUGUCACUGACAAACAGGUGGAUCAUUCCUCUUUUUUUCCUAAUUAAUUUUUAAUUUCUUUUAAGUGUUUCUUGCCCUUUUUAUGGAGCAGUUACUGGCAUCAGAGUCCUUUAAUGACCCUACUGAGAUGUGGCCCACAUUUUCUUCAAUCAGGACCGUUCAUAUCGCGGGCCAUCCUCUUGAUGGCCGCAUUGAAUGAUUGGGUCUGUGCUCACCAAAGGGAAAAUGUGGAAUCUGGUGUUCUAUCGUCAUAACCUUCUGUUUUUUUUUUUUUUUCCUUUUAUUUCUAAGAUCAUAACUUUCUUUGUUAUUUACUGUGGAUUGAAAUUAUCUGUUUCUAU